This is a messenger RNA of Sphaerodactylus townsendi, 1002 nucleotides long. Its product is annotated as olfactory receptor 4D1-like. NCBI's taxonomy places the organism in Eukaryota, Metazoa, Chordata, Lepidosauria, Squamata, Sphaerodactylidae. The record is from RefSeq and is a predicted model, not a curated record. Gene Ontology annotation, cellular component: membrane. Gene Ontology annotation, biological process: G protein-coupled receptor signaling pathway. Bases 1 to 1002 code for a protein of 333 amino acids. Gene Ontology annotation, molecular function: G protein-coupled receptor activity; olfactory receptor activity. The transcript has a single exon.
AUGGUGACAAAUACAACAGUAACCGAAUUUGUUCUCUUGGGCUUCUCUGUGAGUCCAAGGGUGCAGACAAUAGGUCUUUCACAGAAUCCAAGGUGGAAUUUCAUCCUCUUCCUGAUUUUUCUCACUAUCUAUGUAACAACGUGGCUUGGAAACCUCACCAUUAUUUUCACUGUGAUAUUCAUGCCUCAGCUCCAUACACCAAUGUAUUUCCUAUUGGCCAAUCUUGCUGCUUUAGAUAUCAGUGAUUCUACGGUCACUUCUCUGAAGCUGCUGGCAGGCCUGCUAUCCCAUUCCAAUACCAUUUCUUACAACUGGUGCAUUGCUCAGAUUUUCUUUUUCCACUUUACUGGUGCUUCUGUGGAUUUCUUGCUCACCGUCAUGGCUGUGGAUCGGUACAUAGCUAUCUACAAGCCACUGAAGUAUGUAAUGAUUAUGAAUCAAACGGUUUGUAUUAGUUUGGUAGCAAGUUCUUGGUUGGGUGGCUUUGUUCACUCCAUUGUCCAGAUUGGGAUCAUCAUUCAGCUGCCCUUCUGUGGACCCAACAUACUGGACAAUUUCUACUGUGACAUCCCUCAAGUUGUCAAGCUGGCUUGUACUGACACGUACAUCACUGAACUGCUGAUGGUUUCUAAUAGUGGAUUAAUUGUUACAGCUAUGUUCUUGGUCUUACUUGUGUCAUAUUCUGUCAUUUUGGUGAAAAUUCGAACUCAUGUCACAGAGGGAAAACACAAGGCUCUUUCUACUUGUACAGCACAUAUGGUGGUACUGAGCUUAAAUUUUGUCCCUGCAAUAUUUAUGUAUAACCGGCCUUUCACGGUAUUUCCAGGAGACAAGUUUGUUUCUGCAAUGUAUACUCUCAUCACCCCAAUGCUGAACCCAAUGAUCUUCACUCUAAGAAAUACAGAAAUGAAAAAUGCUAUUAGGAAACUCAAAGUCAAAAUGGUGUCUUCGAAAAGCAGAAUCUUUAUUGGGGAAAAAUCCUUUGUCUCUAGACUUCACUGA